Molecule: messenger RNA, 3405 nt
Organism: Rhodotorula toruloides NP11
Lineage: Eukaryota; Fungi; Basidiomycota; Microbotryomycetes; Sporidiobolales; Sporidiobolaceae
Product: ARID/BRIGHT DNA-binding domain containing protein
Exons: 7
Coding region: 1-3405 (1134 amino acids)
Biological process (GO): regulation of transcription by RNA polymerase II
Cellular component (GO): mediator complex
Molecular function (GO): transcription coregulator activity; DNA binding
Source: RefSeq, a predicted model, not a curated record
AUGUCGUACAACCCGAACCAGUUCUACCACCCACCAAAUCCUGCUCUCCCGAACCCGCAACUCGUCCCUCAACCCUUCCCGACCGGCAUCCCUCCGCAACCUCUCCAGCCGCAACCGCAGUUCAACCUCGCCGCGCUUCAGCAGCAGCAACAGCAGGUUCAGGGUCCGCCGAGGAAUGGCACGCCGCAGCAGAUGUACCCGGGCAUGCCGGGAGGGAUGGUGCAUCCGCCGUUCAUGGGUGCGCCGCAGACCUUGACGCCGCAGCCUCAGCCGCCGCAAGGUUUGCCGGGCCAGCCUCAGCAGAAUCAGGUCAACAUUACCGCGAUCGAGCAGUUGCUGCGGUCGGGACAGCUCACGCCGGACCAGUUCAACGCGCUCGCCCAGCAGAUCCGAAGCCAACAGCAGCAACAAGCGCAGCGACAAGCGGCUGCUGUUUCGGCUGCCCAGGCGCAAGCUCCCGGUCUUCCUCCCUUUCUCGCCGCACCGCCUCCUCAGCAACAACCGCCACCUCAACAACCUCUUCCUCCGCCCGUCCCUCAGCCCGCUCCCGCUUCCGUGGCCGACCGCAUCCCCUUCCAGCUCCUUCAAGGCUACUUUGCGCAGCUCUCGCAACUCCGCGCGAUGCAGCAAAAGACCCUCAUGCUCCAAACCGCCGUGCAAACGGGUCUCGUACCUGCGCCCGGGCAGAACGGCGGGCAGACGCAGAUCACGCCGCAGCAGAGACCGAUGCUGGAGAAGCAGUUGGAGGAUUCGAAGAGGGCGACAGGGGCGGCGAUCCAGGCCAUGCAGGCGUUUCAGAACCAGUGGACGCCGCAGCGGAUACAGGCGGACUGGCAGUGGUACCAGUCGCAACGGCAAGGGCAGCCUCAGCCGACUCAGCAACAACCUCGCAUGCCUCAACCUCCCGCACCCGCCGCCGCUCCUCCCCCUCCUCAGCCGCAACCUCCCCAACCGAACAACCUCACCAACAUGUUCUCCUCGCCCCAGCUGACCGCCGCCGCGUUGAAUAACAACCAGCAGCUCUUGCAGCGGCAGGCGCAGGCUCAGGCGGCGAUCAACGCGGCGGGUCGGUCGACGCCUAGUCAGCAGCAGCAGCAGUUGCCGCAGCAGAUUCCACCGCCCGAUCAGCUACCGCAACAGCAGUUCGUCGGUCAGCCGCAGCAGCAGCAGCAGGCGACGCAGCCACAGCUGUCGGGACAGAUGCCGCCGCUUCACCUCCUUCAGACGCAGCUCAACCCGCAACUGUUCAUGAAGUCGCUGUUCGAGGUCAUGCGGACUCGUGGCGAGCCGAUCGAGACGACGCCUUUCGUCGACGGCAAGGAGGUCGACCUCUACCAGCUGUAUCAGGCGGUCAUGGUUGGUGGCGGAAGUCAAGCGGUCCAUCAACAGGGCGCCUGGCACCGCAUCGCCGCACAGCUCGGCUGGCCCGUCGACGCCUCCGCCAACGCUCUCCGCGACGCGCCUCCCGAGACGCAGCGCAUCUCGCUCGAGCUCGCACGGACAUACUCGAAGCUCCUCCGACCUUUCGAGGAGAUUUGGGCCAAGUCGCUCGUUAAGCAGCAGCAGCAGAUCAUGGAGGCGCAGCGGAAGGGCCAGCAGCAGCUUGCGCAGAACGUCCCCCAGCUGCCUAAUCCUCAGCAACCGCCGCCGCCUCAGCAACGACCGCCCUCGCAGAACGCCGUCCGACCACCUUCGCAGAACGCGGUUCGACCACCCUCUGCUCAACCGAGUACCCCGAGCCUCGCCGCGACGCAACUCGAGGCCUCGCGGAACCAGCUCUUGCAGCAGGCGAAGGCGGCAUCGCUCGCCGCUCAGCAGUUGCAGGCGUCGGCUCCGGCGUUGGCGGCGAAGCAGCAGCAGGCGAACACCUCUUCGCCGUCGAUCCCGCAGCAGCAGGUACCGAAAGGUGGGAUGGAGCCGGGAGCUGAGCAGAUGGAGCAGGCGAAGCAGUUUGUCGGGAUGCUCAAGGCGCAGAUCGAGGCGCAGCGACCCAAACUCAAGAGUAUCGAAAUUGCGGAAGAUCAGCGACAGUCGGUGACGGCCAUGACGAACGAGCUUGUCCCGCACGUUCGCAAGGUCGUCGAGACCCUGCCUCUAUUCUACGCGAUGACGGGCGACCAGGUGUCGACGAGGAAGAUGCUCACCUUCGCCGCAAUCUUCCAAGAUCAGAUCCGCUACAUGGCGACAAGCCAGUUCGCGCUCGACGUCACCGGCCUCACCCAGCUGCGCGACCAGUUCCAGCGGUGCUGGCAGUUCAUGCGGCAGCACGCGACGUCGAAGGGCAACGGCGCUCAGCAGCAGCAGCAGCAGGCGACGGCUUCGUCGCCGCCGAUCAAGCCUGAACAGUUUUCGACCGCUGCGCAGAAGAGCGGUAUCCGCGUCGAAGACCUCAAACCUCCGCCUGCGAAGCAUCGAAGGACCGCCUCGAGUGCGACUGCCGGCAGUCCGUCGGGGAUCCCUUCUCCUCAGACACCGCAGACGAAUGCUGCUUCGCCACCGCAGGCAGGCGCUACGCCCGCCGCAGCGCCGAAGAAGCGCAGUCGAGCCAAGAAGGACGCCGCUGCUACGGUCGCCGGAUCUUCUCCUGCCGCCGCCCCUGCCGGUUCUCCCGCUGCGACACUUGCCGCCCUUCGCUCCGACCUCAUCAAGGAUUCGCCCAGCCCGCGUGGCAUUGUCAUCCCCGCCCCUCCACCGCCUGUGGUCGAGGAGUCGCCAUCGCUGAAGCGCAAGCGAGAGGAGGAGGAGAUCGAGCGGGAUCCGGAUGCCUACAUCGAGAGGACGCUCAAGACUCUCGGUUCUGCUGCCCCCUCCUUCGACAGCUUCCUCCUGCCCGGCAUGGCGAACGGUCUCGCGCCAGGUCUCGCACUCAGCGUGGAUCCUGCGAUUCCUCCCAUCGUCAAUGACCCGACCGCGCCUCCCCUCUCCUUUGCCGUACUCUCGUCGAGCAACAACCUGCCGCCGACGUCGACCUCGCUCAAGGAGUCGUCCUUGACCGCCAACGCCGAGCCGUUCGACUUUGACCUGUACAUCGACUCAUCGGCCGCCGGUUUCGACGACGACAUCGAUGCACCUACGCCAGAUCUGAUCGGUGGAGCAGGAGCCGUAUCUGCCGCAACGCCAGCCACACCUGCCGACGCAAUUGCCGCGACGCCCAAGCACAUCCCCGCUUCGCUCGCCAAGAGCCCGAAGAAGCAGGCGUCCGGCUCAUCGCCCUCCUCGUCGUCGUCCGGGCCCUCAGCGCCCACAGACGACGCGUUCUACACGGCCAACGGCGUCAUCGUCGACGACCUCGACCAGUGGCUCAAAGGCGGCGCGCCCGGAGCCUCGAACGGCUUCUCCUCGUGGGAAGCACCCGAAAACGCCCUCGACGGAGGGUCCUCUUGGAACUUCUACUCGGUCUUCUGA